AUGAAGCAAUUCCAGCAUCAACAGGGAAACCGUCCUACACUCACCAGGCGGCCGCACCACCAUUCGGAUGGGCAAGUCACAAUAUUUGUGAUGGACUAUAAUGUGCCCGGCAAGAGACUCGACGAAGCGUGGAACCUUCUCGAUGCUGAACAGAAACUCUCCAUGGCCGACGAGCUCCAUUCGUAUCUGGAGCAACUCCGUGAUUUGAAAGGCGACUGA
Messenger RNA from Penicillium diatomitis, 219 nucleotides. RefSeq lists its product as uncharacterized. Lineage: Eukaryota; Fungi; Ascomycota; Eurotiomycetes; Eurotiales; Aspergillaceae. The transcript has 2 exons. Bases 1 to 219 code for a protein of 72 amino acids. The record is from RefSeq and is a predicted model, not a curated record.